AUGAGCUGCCAGACAUGCGCCCUGGUUUGUCCGAGGACCCCGCCACCGCCAGCAUCACCUCCGCCGCCCAAGAAAUCCCCACCACCACCCAAGAAAUCACCCCCUCCGCCGCCCAAGAAGUCGCCUCUGCCUCCCAAGAAAUCCCCCCCACCACCCAAGAAAUCACCGCCCCCACCAAAGUCGCCCUAUUACUCCCCUCCGCCGCCACCUCCUCUGGUGCCAGCUGUGCCCCCUCCACCUUUGUCUCCUCUCCUUCCCCCUGCAUCAUCACCGCCACCGCCACCGCCUCCUUCGGGAGAAGUUUUGGGACAGAAGAGAGUGAGGUGCAAGAACAAGAAGUACCCUCUUUGCUAUGGCGUUGAGUUCACUUGCCCCGCUACUUGCCCCACCCAGUGUGAAGUGGAUUGUGUCACCUGCAGCCCUGUUUGCAGUUGCGACCAGCCAGGCGCAGUCUGUCAAGACCCGAGAUUCAUCGGCGGUGACGGCAUAACCUUCUACUUCCAUGGCAAAAAGGGCCGUGACUUUUGCCUGGUUUCCGACUCCAACAUCCACAUCAACGCUCGCUUCAUCGGAAGAAAAAACCCAGGUAUGAAGAGAGACUUCACAUGGGUCCAAUCUCUAGGAAUCCUCUUCGACGUGCACCGUCUCUUCAUCGGCGCCAAGAAGACGUUGACUUGGGACGACUCUGUGGACCGCCUAUCCAUAGCGUUUGAUGGAAAGAGCGUCUAUCUCCCCGAAGACGAGGGCGCAAAGUGGCAAUCCGAAUCAUCGCCCGACGUAUCCAUCACGAGGUUGCGCGGCACCAAUGCCGUGGAGAUCGAAGCGAAAGGGAACUUCAAGAUCAAAGCCGUUGUAGUGCCGAUUACCGAGAAAGACUCGCUGAUACAUAACUACGGCAUCACGCAAGGGAAUUGCUAUGCCCAUUUAGACCUGAGCUUCAAGUUCUAUUCGCUGAGCGCCGACGUGAGCGGCGUUUUGGGCCAGACUUACGCUAAGAACCACGUGAGCAGGGCCAAGAUGGGAGUCGCGAUGCCGGUUUUGGGCGGCCAGAGGGAAUUCGGCUCCUCAGGUCUCUUCGCGACUGACUGUGCCACUGCCCGGUUCUUGGGCAUGCCGAGCCCGAGCGACUUGACCGAGAAUCUCGAGUAUGGCGACCUCAACUGCACCGGCGGAGGAGGUGGCCGUGGGGUGGUUUGCAAGAGGUAG
Messenger RNA from Rhodamnia argentea, 1206 nucleotides. RefSeq lists its product as uncharacterized. The transcript is spliced from 2 exons. Lineage: Eukaryota; Viridiplantae; Streptophyta; Magnoliopsida; Myrtales; Myrtaceae. The record is from RefSeq and is a predicted model, not a curated record. Bases 1 to 1206 code for a protein of 401 amino acids.